Messenger RNA from Capra hircus (goat), 4999 nucleotides. RefSeq names its product solute carrier family 1 member 2 (gene SLC1A2). Lineage: Eukaryota; Metazoa; Chordata; Mammalia; Artiodactyla; Bovidae. The record is from RefSeq and is a predicted model, not a curated record. The transcript has 11 exons. Gene Ontology annotation, cellular component: plasma membrane. Bases 656 to 2380 code for a protein of 574 amino acids. Gene Ontology annotation, molecular function: glutamate:sodium symporter activity; neutral L-amino acid transmembrane transporter activity; L-glutamate transmembrane transporter activity. Gene Ontology annotation, biological process: L-glutamate transmembrane transport.
CGGCGGCCCUGGUGAUGUCAGCUCUCGACGAAAAUAGAGAGGGAUCGCCUGCAAAUCCCCAGCUCCGGCGGGGCUAAACCUUGCAAUCCCUCCCCGGCCGGCGCCGAGCCAGGGUGCAGGGGCCUCCACCGCCUCCCCUGGCGCGCGCACACACACCGCACACGCGCGCACGCACGCACCCACUCCCUUGCACACCCACCGCACACACUCGCCGCCCUCCCCCCUGCCACCGUCCUCCGAGCCCGCGCUCCGCCACGCGACGAGCCCCACAGCAAACACAGGUGGCCCCGGCUGCACGCCGUCCCGCGCCCCCUCCUGCAGCCCGGGGGCGGCGCUCUCUCGGGGAAGCCACCCUCUAAGCACCCGCACUCCCCCGCCCUCCAUCCAGAGCACCCAGCCAAGCGACACCGAGGCCGGCGGAGGGAGCGCGGGACGCGCGCAGCGGAAAGCGGGGACGCGGCUUAGAGCCGGCUGGAGCCUCCUGCGCGCGUUGAGGCGCUAAAGGGCUUACCCAGGAGGGGGGUGGAAGGGCGGGGAGAUUCUCCCCCCUUAAAUACUGCGCUCGGCUGCACUCGUGCGCUCACCCCGGCACCCGCUCACUCCUCGCCUGCCGCUGCCGGAUUGUGCCGAAGAGGAGGGGGCGUUACCCCAGGACAUGGCAUCCACGGAAGGUGCCAACAACAUGCCCAAGCAGGUGGAAGUACGGAUGCAUGACAGCCACCUGAGUGCGGAGGAGCCAAAGCCGCGGCAUCUGGGGCUGCGCUUGUGCGACAAGCUGGGGAAGAACCUCCUGCUCACCCUGACCGUGUUCGGUGUCAUCCUGGGGGCAGUAUGUGGAGGACUUCUUCGCUUGGCAUCUCCUAUCCACCCAGAUGUGGUUAUGUUAAUAGCCUUCCCAGGGGAUAUACUCAUGAGGAUGCUGAAAAUGCUCAUUCUCCCUCUCAUCAUCUCCAGUUUAAUCACAGGGUUGUCGGGCCUGGAUGCUAAAGCCAGCGGCCGCUUAGGCACAAGAGCUAUGGUGUACUACAUGUCCACAACCAUCAUUGCCGCGGUGUUGGGGGUCAUCCUUGUCCUGGCCAUCCACCCAGGCAACCCCAAACUCAAGAAGCAACUGGGGCCUGGGAAGAAGAAUGAUGAAGUGUCCAGCUUAGAUGCCUUUUUGGACCUUAUUCGGAAUCUCUUCCCUGAAAACCUUGUUCAAGCCUGUUUUCAGCAGAUUCAAACAGUGACGAAGAAAGUCCUGGUGGCCCCUCCAUCAGACGAGGACAGCAAUUCCACCAACGCUGUCCUCUCGCUGUUGAAUGAGACUGUGACCGAGGCUCCAGAGGAGACCCAGGUGGUCAUCAAGAAGGGCCUGGAGUUCAAGGACGGCAUGAAUGUCUUAGGUCUGAUAGGGUUUUUCAUUGCUUUUGGCAUUGCCAUGGGGAAGAUGGGCGAGCAGGCCAAGUUGAUGGUGGAAUUCUUCAACAUUUUGAAUGAAAUUGUAAUGAAGUUAGUGAUCAUGAUCAUGUGGUACUCUCCCCUGGGUAUUGCCUGCCUAAUCUGUGGGAAGAUCAUUGCAAUCAAGGACUUAGAAGUGGUUGCUAGGCAACUGGGGAUGUACAUGAUCACGGUGAUUGUCGGCCUCAUCAUCCAUGGGGGGAUCUUUCUCCCCUUGAUUUACUUUCUAGUGACCAGGAAAAACCCUUUCUCCUUUUUUGCUGGCAUUUUCCAAGCUUGGAUCACUGCCCUGGGUACCGCUUCCAGUGCCGGAACUUUGCCCGUCACCUUCCGCUGCUUGGAAGAAAAUCUGGGGAUCGAUAAGCGCGUGACUAGAUUUGUCCUGCCAGUCGGAGCGACCAUUAACAUGGAUGGCACGGCCCUUUAUGAAGCGGUGGCUGCCAUCUUCAUAGCCCAAAUGAAUGGCGUCGUCCUAGAUGGAGGCCAGAUUGUGACCGUAAGCCUCACGGCCACGCUGGCCAGCGUUGGUGCAGCCAGUAUUCCCAGUGCUGGGCUGGUCACCAUGCUCCUUAUCCUGACGGCUGUGGGUCUGCCGACCGAGGACAUCAGCCUGCUGGUGGCCGUGGACUGGCUGCUGGACAGAAUGAGAACGUCUGUCAAUGUUGUGGGUGACUCUUUUGGGGCUGGGAUUGUCUAUCACCUCUCCAAGUCUGAGCUGGACACCAUUGACUCCCAGCACCGAGUGCAUGAAGAUAUCGAAAUGACCAAGACUCAGUCCAUUUAUGAUGACUUGAAGAACCAUAGGGAGAGCAACUCAAACCAGUGUGUCUAUGCCGCACACAACUCAGUCAUAGUAGAUGAGUGCAAGGUAACUCUGGCAGCCAAUGGAAAGUCAGCCGACUGCAGUGUUGAGGAAGAACCUUGGAAACAUGAAAAAUAAGGAUAUGACUCUCAGCAAAUUCUUGAAUAAACCCCCCAACGUAUCUUAUGGUAAAAGAGGAUAUAAACAAGCUUUCUUUAAAAAGAAAAAAAUACAUCUAUUUCUGUUUACUUAAUCUAUUAGCUGAGGCUUAGAGGAUCUGUUGUGAGUCAGUGACAGGCACGGUGCUGUGUGUCAUUGCCAAAUAAUGCUUCGUAAAUGUCUCAUUUUCUCACUUGUAUUAUUGUUUGAAUGGAUGCUGCUGGAGGAAUCAGUUUGAAUUGAAGAUGCAUUCUUGCCAGCUUCCCUUUUCUCUCAAGAUGCAGAAGCGCGGGUGCUCUUUUUUCCAGGAGACACAACUAAAGGCAUGUGGCACAUUCUGGGGAUUUGGAAUAAUGAGCAGACACUUGGCGUGUUACUCUUUCCAGUGUUCUCCAGCCGCACCUGGUAGCACACAAGAGAUUCUGUUGGAGCCUUUGUAAGAAAUCCCCUUCAAUGUCUUAAAGCGUUUGCCCUUGUGUUGGUGAAAAGAAAGUACCCAUCUUAGGGAACUCUGACAGUUUCUCUUCUGUUGAAUUUCUCUCUUUAAGUUGAAUGACUAAAUGUUUCAAAGAGAGUCACAUUUGGAGCCAUGUCUUAAAAGCAGCCUAUUAUGGAACCCACUGAGUCUCUGCUCUACCCCACCUAGUAUAUGGGAAUAAUUGUUGAAUUUCAAAGUAUGUUUCAUAACUUGCUCUAAAUUCAGUAAUGGAUUAGGAUGUAGCUUACAUAAAAUUGCUGUAUAUAUUGACAACACUUAGAGAGCACAGUCAACACAACUUUUAACCAGAUUCAGAUUUGUUUGUGUUUGGGUUACAUCACCUUGUAUAGUGAAAUCAAGUGAGAUUAUUUGAUCUAUGCUUCACUGUCUUUAUUUUGACCAUAAAAUUUUUAUUUGGGUUUCUACCUAAAAAAAAGACAUUCUUCAUCUCCAAAUUAUUUCUGUCAUAUUCUCAUCAGACUAAAAGACUUAAUCAUUUUACUGUCCUCACAGAUGGAAAACAGUUACGUUGGCUGUGCCUCUUUUAAUACUAAUCUCAUGAUAAAAGCAAAUCCAAAACACGGUUAGUUAUUUAAUAUGUAGAAAGCUUUUUAUUAUAUUUUAUCAAAGCACCUAAAACCAAUUACAGGACAUAGUUGAAAGCAGAACCCAUCUUCCUCCCCAGUCUUCUCUGUGGAAAGAACCAGUAAACAAACAUAUGUGCAAAAUCCUAUAAAGAUGACAUUUCUACGGCAAAGUCAAGGCAGCCUUGAACCAUAGAGUAGGGAAAAAGGGUGGCUUUACGGAACUUCACAGAUGGAGUCUUUUCCAAGCUGUGGAAGUUUGAGGGGAUACAUAAUAUAAUACUGGAGGAACUCAUCAGUGCCUUGCAUGCUAUAGGCAUCUCCAAGCUACGUUUUGCAGUGUCUCUACUAUCAUUUUCUAUUGAACAACCCGCAGUAUUUUCGUAAGGUAGCUGGCUUUGGGAGUUUGCUAAGGAUUACUUGAACAUACAUCACUGAGAAAUAAGGCACACUUGACUCUAAGGAAUGUUGAAAACCUUGGUCCAGUGUGGGGGCAGGGUGAUCAUCCGAGGCCAGCAGAUGUAUGCUGAGAUAUUCAUGAAUAGCUGUAGAGUCCAGGUUUUCACAGGAGAAGGUGUUUAUGGACAUCACAUGCCCUUCAUUGCCUACUCCUUGUGACCUUACUCUUCCACGUAGGGAAACUUUGGAACACACAAGAGACAUGAGAUUCUAGUAGUUUUGUCUCUUAAGCCCUAGUUUGUUUUUUUUUAAAAUAACAAUCACUAUUGAGCAGUAUUAAGUAGCUCUUUGCUUUUUUUUUAAAAAAAAUAAUGCAUUGGUCUUCAUUUUCAUUAGCUGGACAGUUAAGAGGGUGGCCAAGGGCUUGCUGAAAUGUAGUAGUGGCAAAUGCCUCCUUUAUAGUAGAUGUCAUGGGUUGUAAGGAUGGUUCCUGGAUUUAACUGUGAAACUGUUAACGAGUCUCUUUAAGUCGUGCUUCUGAGGGCAUUUUUUAUGGUGCGGAGAAGGAUGUAGCUGUCCAUCUAGGAACUUGUGGUUUUGUUGUUUUAGGCCAGCUUAGCACUUGAACAUACUGACAGGCUGCUCAAAGGAGUGGUCUCAAGAUUGUCUUCCAAAGAUUCUGCCUACAAGUCUUCCAUGACUGCUUGUCUUCAGUUUUUUCCUCGUCAUUGAGUUAGCCUAUACAUAUAUAAGGGGACAGUGUAUUCAGAAGAAACUAGGUGCUCAGCUUAACAAAGCGGAUUUUUCUAGUUUGAAACUGUAUGCAGUAAGUUUCAUGAGAAUAUCCUUAGGAAACUGGUUUAUUUGGAAGUUCAACAAAUCAGUUAAAAAUAAGCAGUUUCUCAAAUUCAGGAGUAGCUUGAAAACCCAGGGUGUACGUAGAACUGACAUGUGACUGUGUCCUCUGGUUUUUUAGGUCUCUCUUAUUCUUCUCAUGCCAUGCCCAUUGGGGUUUCCUUGUCCAGCCUGUGUGCCAUAAACAGGACAAGCAGAUCCAGAAUAUACCUCUAACAACCAUUUCUAAACAGGAUAUUAUAACUUGUCAGUUGUAUGCAUAGAUUUAUUUUAACAAGUCAA